Messenger RNA from Suillus discolor, 1520 nucleotides. Its product is annotated as Alpha/Beta hydrolase protein. The record is from RefSeq and is a predicted model, not a curated record. The coding region runs from base 276 to 1268 and encodes 330 amino acids. Gene Ontology annotation, biological process: lipid metabolic process. The transcript is spliced from 7 exons. NCBI's taxonomy places the organism in Eukaryota, Fungi, Basidiomycota, Agaricomycetes, Boletales, Suillaceae.
UUAAUUCCCAGAACGAUGUUUCAUCCAGAGUAUCUGCAUGUGAUGGGUUCAUCCACUGAUGUUUUUGUUGCAGCGGCUACUAGGAAUGGCUCUAAUGCAUGACACGAGCUCGCCUGCGCCCGUUUGCAUGCAUGGAGUCCAUCCCUCACGCGCAGUUGCUGAUCUGUGCUUAAUAUCACGUUUCCUUUGCAACAUGUUCAGCAAAGCUGCUAACCACAUUCCUCCCCUGUGACCCGGCAUUCCAGUUGUUCAUCCACUGCACCUUGCAGUACAUCAUGUUUUUCUUUUCUUCCGCUUCGAACUUCAUGCUGGCAUGCAUUUUUCAGGUUGCGGCGGUCUCUCAUCCCGCACCUCCUGCAAUACGUCGGGCGGAUGUUUCAGUUGUCACUCAGAUGUCGUCUAACCAGCUGGCUGAUCUGGCGCCAUAUACUGAAUUUGCUCGUGCUGCUUACUGUUCGCCUACCAUCGUAACUGGCUGGCAGUGUGGUCAGGCUUGCAGUGCGGUGCCUGACUUUGAGGUUUCUCUCACAGGGGGUGACGACGACAGUAUCCAAUAUUACUAUGUUGGUUACUGGCCGACGGAGAAUACUGUGAUAGUUGCUCAUGAAGGUACAGAUCCAACUCAACUCCUAUCUGAUCUCACUGAUGCCGAUGUAUUGAUGGAACCCCUGGACCCCACACUUUUCCCCGGUGUCGAUAGCAGCGUUGAGGUUCACGGCGGAUUUGCCAACGAGCACGCGCUAACUGCGAGCAUAAUCUUGAACGAGGUGAAGAGCCUGAUCUCUCAGUAUAAUGCCAGCAGUGUCACGCUGGUCGGACACUCCCUGGGAGCCGCCCUUGCGGAGCUUGAUUGUGUGUUUAUGGCCUUAAACCUUCCCUUUAGCAUUGCUAUCAAAGGUGUGACAUAUGGUACACCCCGCGUAGGAAAUCCAGCAUGGGCCGCUCUUUUUGAUUACCUGAUAUCGGACUUCCGACGCAUCAACAAUGAGAAGGACAUUAUCCCGAUCAUUCCAGGGCGCUUCAUGGGCUUCUCACAUGUCCAGGGAGAAGUCCACAUUGUAUCUGAUGGAUACGCAGUCCAGUGCCCAGGCGAGUACAAAAGUUGCCUUUUCGGACAUGAUUGUUUCAUCCUCAUCUAUAUAGGUGACGACGAUGCCACGGAUGCUCUGUGCACAAUACAGAGUGUGCCCGACAUCCUUGCGGGCAAUAUCUUGAACCACUUGGGUCCAUACCAGGGGAUUUAUAUCGGCACGAUCUUUUGCACAUGAUUGACAUGGACUUCUAUUAUAUCAGCUGAACGCUGGGAUAUUUGAUUGGUUUUUAUGAAGCAAGCAUGACUGAACGCAGGCAUGGGUGCAAUGGCGCCCACCUCUACCAUGUGGCAUUGUCUCCCCAAUACCACCAGCAUGCUAGGAGGACGGGCGCACUUGUUAACAGGCAGGAGAUAUACGAGCAUUGGAGCCUCGAGGCAUGACAUUGUAGUUGCAAUUUUGACCUAAAUUGAGGUUAUAUUUACCACC